Messenger RNA from Venturia canescens, 4044 nucleotides. It is a transcript of the gene Miro, whose product is annotated as mitochondrial Rho GTPase. Gene Ontology annotation, biological process: small GTPase-mediated signal transduction; mitochondrion organization. The record is from RefSeq and is a predicted model, not a curated record. The coding region runs from base 472 to 2484 and encodes 670 amino acids. The transcript is spliced from 13 exons. Gene Ontology annotation, molecular function: GTP binding; GTPase activity; calcium ion binding. Gene Ontology annotation, cellular component: mitochondrial outer membrane. Lineage: Eukaryota; Metazoa; Arthropoda; Insecta; Hymenoptera; Ichneumonidae.
AAACAAUGGAUUGAAAAAAAGAAAUUUCAACCAAACGGGUUUGGGCUUCGUGUUGACAAAAGCUACUAAUGAAUGAAAAACGUAUAAGUGGCAUGAUAUCAGAAAGCUUCGCUACUACUGCAGCGUUUUGUUAAACUCUCGCGCUUCAUCUCCCGACCCCCUUCAAAUAUAAAUACAUGUACAUCGAGUUAUUCGUACGUGCCCGUGUGUAUGUAUGUGUGUGUGUGUGUGUUACUUGGAACCGUUAGGUUUGCGGCGGAUCCGCAGAGCUCACAAAUACGAAGGACAAAGAUAAAGCAAAAAAGUGAGGUUAGGUUCGUUUUGCAGUUUUGGCUUCGUGGGGUGUUUUGGCCGCGAUUGAAACAUGGCACGAUCCUGAAAUUGUUACGGGGCCGACAAGAAUAUAUUCCGGCUUGAAAAUUUUUAUGUGCGGUGAAAUUGGUUGUUGUUAAACUAACGACGAAACGACAAAUGGUUGUUUCGGGCGGUAUGGUGCAACGACAAAUUGCGCUACGGCGCAAUGUCAGAAUACUCCUCGUCGGCGACCGGGGUGUCGGCAAAACAUCACUGAUCCUAUCCUUAGUCAGCGAAGAAUACGCCGAGGAAGUACCCAACAAAGCUGAAGAAAUCACGAUACCAGCCGAUGUUACGCCCGAACAAGUCCCAACGCACAUAGUCGAUUAUUCCGCUACCGAACAAACGGAAGAUCAAUUGAUGGAUGAAAUACAAAAAGCACACGUUAUUUGUAUUGUAUAUUCGGUUGACGAUGAAGAUACUCUAGACAGGGCGGCUAGCUACUGGUUACCAUUAGUCAGAAAGUGCUCUUCCAGUAAUAGGUGUCCCGUGGUGUUGGUAGGAAAUAAGAUCGAUCUUGUGGAUUAUUCCACCAUAGAGGCUGUUUACCCAAUAAUGAAAGAAUUCUCAGAAAUUGAAAGCUGCAUCGAGUGUUCAGCCAAAACUCUGCAAAACAUUUCAGAAAUGUUUUAUUAUGCUCAGAAAGCUGUGCUACAUCCUACAACACCUCUUUACAAUUACGACACUCAGGAGUUGACCCCGGAGUGUAAAACAGCGCUUCAAAGAAUAUUUAAAAUAUGUGACUUCGAUAAUGACGGUCUUUUGAACGAUAUGGAACUCAAUGCGUUUCAACAGUCGUGCUUCAACACUCCUUUACAACCGCAAGUUCUUGAGGAUGUCAAAGCUGUACUAUCGAAGAAUAUCCAAGAUGGCACUUGUAACGGUUUCGUCACAAUGAAAGGUUUCAUGUAUCUCCAGUGUUUAUUUAUUCAGCGUGGAAGAAACGAAACGACAUGGGCAGUAUUGAGAAAGUUUGGUUACGACAAUGAACUUCAAAUGUCGAAGGAAUAUAUUCAUCCAACUUUCAAAGUACCGCCUGGUUGUUCGACAGAACUUUCACACAAGGGACAGCAGUUUUUGACAUUUUUAUUUAUGCAACACGACCGGGAUCGGGACGAAGCUCUUUCUCCUUCCGAACUCGAUUCCCUGUUUUCUCGUUGCUCGUCCCCACCUUGGAACGACGAGUACAAACACAUGGUGAAAACGAAUGAAAAGGGAUGGUUAACGUAUCAAGGCUACAUGUGUCAGUGGGCGUAUUUGACGUUGACCAACGUUCGUAAGACCCUCGAGUACAUGGCUUACCUCGGCUACAAUAUGUACAACAACGAGUGUCAAACGAGCGCUGUAACAAUAACACGAGAGAAGAAAUUGGAUCUAGCGAAAAAACAAUCGAGCAGAAAUGUGUAUUCUUGUCACGUCAUAGGGCCAAAAUGCAGUGGAAAAACAACACUGUGCAGGAGCCUCAUUGACCCAAAACUCGAGAAAUUGACUGAUGACAAAGUUCCAGCAAAAAGUCACGUGACCGUUAACACCGUUCACGUUUACGGUCAGGAAAAAACUAUUAUUCUACGUGACAUUAAUAUAAUGAAUGUUCAGGAUGCCUUAACUCCAGCACAAAUUCAGUGCGAUGCUGCUGCUCUCGUUUACGACGCGAGCAAUCCAAAAUCCUUUGAAUAUAUCGCCAGAAUAUACAUUAAGUACUUUGCGGACAGUAAAAUUCCGGUGCUCAUAGUAGCGAACAAGAGUGAUUUGUCGGAAGUGAAACAGGAGUACUUACUUCAACCGGCGAGUUUUUGUAGCAAGUAUAAACUGAUGCCUCCGCAGCCGUACAGCGUGACUAGGACAGUCCGACCCGAGAUAUUUGUUAAGCUCGCAACAAUGGCAGCCUUCCCCCGCUUUCAAGCAGCGUGGGUAUUAUUUUACAGACACAGUACUUUAAGGCGAAUGGUCCACAUGUUGCUCGUCAAUACUGCACCUACCGAAUGGUGCAGUUCUUUCAAAAGACACAUGAAGCAAUUUGGUUUAAUACAAGGAGAUUCGGUCGUUUGGUGGAAAGCAGGUCUUGGCAUCGCAGCAGCUACCAUCGCCGGUUUCAUGAUGAUGCGAGUCCUCAAUACUGACAAAAGAUAGUCUACCAUACAUCUAUAUAUACACAUGUUUAUAUAUAUAAAUAUUUUUUUUAGUUACCCUCCCGAUCCCGACAGUCCCUCGUAUGCGUGAAUAAUCCCCUUGUUUCAAAUCCUAUAAUUCGUGAACACACGCAUUAAGUUAAUAAACUUUGUUCUGAAAUCAUCGAUUUCUACAUAUUAGGGCUCGAACGAUGUUUACACAAUCAUGAUAUUUAUUAUUGUUAGUUUUACACAGUGAUAUUUUUUCUCUUGUUUUGACAACAUUUCUAUUCCUUGGUAUCAUGCGGAUCUUCUUCUAUACACUGCCACCAAGCGAAUAUUUCAUUUAUACAUGUUUUUUUAAUUAUAUUUCUUUCGCUUUGCCAAACGCAAAGUGUAAUCAUGGUAAAUGCCCAGAAGGAAAGUACAGAGAUGCUGCUUAUUUAUCGAGUCUUGUCUUCAUAGCUUUUUUUUGUCUCAUUUCAUCAAAACAUCACGUUGCGAGCAUGGAACCUGUUUUUCUUUUGCUAUCAACAGACAAAUGUGUCCGAGAUUGGUAAAAUUAUUCAACAUUCUUACCCUCGAUGUAAUCAUUCGCAUGAUUUUAGGACAUCCCAAAUGACGCUCCGUUUGUAGAAUUUUAUCUCCGAGUCGGAGGAGGGUUUUGUUGCGAUUACAAUAUUGAGCAUUACAAGGAAAAAAUUAUACUUUUUAAAAAUUGUUGCGGGUUCCUAAGGAAACAUACGGUGAACUUUAGAAUGUGACGUUACAGGUGAUUUUUCACGAUGUCUGAAAUUAAAGAAUUUAGUCAACGUGUACAUUGUCAGUGUCUGCAUUGGGAUUCACUCUGUUUUAGUAACAAGCGUUAUAGGUUAUUUAAUAACUCAAUUGGAUAUGACACUGCUGAUGAGUUAUUUUGACCCUGGUCCUUCAGCUCGAUGAAACACUUUCAUUUGUCAAAACUUCCUGAAUGUUAACUUGUAUAUUUUCCGAAGUACUUAAAAUUUUAGAAUCGUUUCACUCACAAUUCGAUUCUAUUGCAUUAGAAUAACUUCAAACGAAAAGACUAAGACGCAAUAACCUGUGAGGCUCGAUCGUAGUAGUUUCAGAUUAACUUAAUGUGGUAUUUCUGAAAAACUUGGCUAAACAUUCAGAAUUUUAACUCUUCACUUCAUCGAAAUUUUUAUUAGAUGUAACUUCGACCUAAGAAAAAAGUACAGAAAUUAUACCAGAUCAAAUCUAUUGGAAACAAACGGUUCAAAAUAUAUAUUUCCCAGUUUUGUGAAAAUCUUGACGAUAAGGCGUUGGUGCAAAUUUGGUCCAUCGUUUAUAGAUUUAUAUAUUUUUCUGCGUAAGAGUAUGAAUGAAAUGUUGAUCCAUUAAAAUUGGAUAAAAAUUCUGAUUUCAAAGGGCACCCAAUUUUUGGUGCGCAGUCGUCUGUGCCUGCUACAAAGAAAAAAUGCUUUUGAGCACAAAUCGCUGUAAGAGGAAAACGCAAACUAUAAACAUACUUCAUUCAUCCACACAUUUAUGUAAUUUUCCUAACUCCAGGUAGAAUAAAUCGGAAGUGGAAGUUGGAUAA